This is a messenger RNA of Branchiostoma belcheri (Belcher's lancelet), 2994 nucleotides long. RefSeq lists its product as uncharacterized. Gene Ontology annotation, biological process: monoatomic ion transmembrane transport. The transcript is spliced from 17 exons. Gene Ontology annotation, molecular function: transmembrane signaling receptor activity; extracellular ligand-gated monoatomic ion channel activity. NCBI's taxonomy places the organism in Eukaryota, Metazoa, Chordata, Leptocardii, Amphioxiformes, Branchiostomatidae. Gene Ontology annotation, cellular component: membrane. The coding region runs from base 1 to 2994 and encodes 997 amino acids. The record is from RefSeq and is a predicted model, not a curated record.
AUGGCAGACUACGUUAGUUUUGACGGAGUUUGCUAUAAGGACUUCGUUUCGUUGAGGACCUACGACGAGGCUAGACAGAGGUGUGCUGUAGACGGCGGACUACUAGCCAUGCCGACAGACGAUGCGACCAACACUUUCAUCGCAGGUCUCAGGGACGGACUGCGCUGGUUUGGACUGACUGAUGAAGUCACCGAAGGCGUCUGGGUGUUUGAGGACGGGCGGCCACUGACGUCAACAGGCUACUCAAGCUGGGCACAGGGGGAACCGAAUGAUCAUCUUGUAUCUCAUCAAACGGAAGACUGUGCUGUCUACUCGGUGACUGAAGACGGAUCCGUGUGGUUUGAUAUACCAUGCAGCCGCGAUUAUGGAUUCAUCUGUCAAGAAGAACUUUACGUUGCUUCAUCAAUAUACAUCACAGGUGUGGGAUUUCUUUCAGAGAAACAUGGGAACAUAUCUAUCAGCUUAGAGUACUCUCUGUCCUGGGUGGAUGGACGCCUGGCGGGCCUGACAGAAUCGUGGGUUCCUGUUCCCUCCAACUCCAUCUGGUCUCCGCCGGUUGCGUUCGGACGUUCGGUUCGCCGGGCCAUCGCUACCAGCGAGGGGGAGAACUGGAUGUGGUUCGACCCACGCGGACUGGUUGUCCUGAAGAUAAGCCGCCAGCUCUCAGUGAACUGUGUAACACACCUGGCAAUGUACCCACUCGACACACAAGUGUGCACUGUGGCUUUGCACGGAUACAAUGGAGUGAAGCUACGCCUUCAACCAUCUGCAAACAUCAACGCUGCACCCGUGAAGAGUGACGCUACAGGAGUGGUGUCACAGUUCACUCUCGUAGGAGUGGAGGCGCGUACCAUGGUCCAGUCCUUCGUCAACACAGGCUGCAUUUCCUUCGAGCAGAUGUGUGACUAUCAUUCUGAGCCAUGCAUGACGUCACUUCCGGACUGUACCAAAGAGACGUGUGGGGACUGUAGCACCAUUGUUGGAAAAUGUUCUCAUAAACUUCACUUUUGUGACGAUAAUUUCAACGAUACGGAUUCCUUCAACGUGUUGGAAGUUCACAUCCACAUGCGAAGGAUACUCUGGCGGUACGUUUUGAAUGCUUACUUUCCGUCCGUCGUCAUCGUCGCGUCAUCCUAUCUUCAAACAUGGCUGCCGGUGACGCAGUGUGACGUCACAGCCCGGGUCACCCUGGGAGCUAUGGCCAUCCUUUCUUUGAUCAAGCAAUGGGAAGAAACUGAACGAAUGCCUUGGGUGGAAGAACCGAGGGCAAUCGACGUUUGGAUGUUGGGAUGUCUGGCGUUUGUGAUCGCCUUUCUUCUGGAGACCAGUGUGAUGCACUUCGUCUCUUCAUACAUUCAGGAGAAGGAACAGCAAGCGAUCCGAUCAGAACAGCGAGCGAGAGAACUCAACCCGCCUCUCCAGAUACCGCGGCCAGGGUUGAGGGAUCCCACAUCAGGUUCCAACACGACCAGACCGCAGCCUCCUAACACUACCAGCACAAGGCCGCAGCCUCGUAACGCUGCAACUGCAGGGGAGCCUGUGUACAUUCCUCGGGCACGAAUGCACACCCCCGGCUAUCUCAGAUGGCACCAGGUUAAGGACAAGGAAUGGGUCGUCGUCAUCAAAUCUGAGAAGAAUACCCAGAAUAAUGCCGCCGCCCCUGAGGCGUCGCCAAAAACCAACGGUGAUGGUGUAGCAAAUAACCACAGUAAAAAGAGUGAAGAGGAUGCGGUUGUGUCGUACACACCUGAUCCGUUGAUGGUGAAUUCCGCCUACGAUCGCGUUGAGUUCAAUGCUCGGGCGUUCGAGCCGAGUGCAAAGGACAGGGCGGACCGUUUGGCAACGAAAAUCGACAGUUUCGCCAGAGUUGUUUUCCCACUGGGCUUCGUCAUAUUCAAUGCUGCAUAUUGGGGUACAUACAGACAUGGAAAUAUGGAGAAUAUUUACGUGGGCUUCUUUUGUAAGGUGUUCCUGUGUCUCUGCGUGUUUGCGCUUACAGCCUCCACCAUAUGCACCAAUGACUACAUGGAACUGGCGAUUCCUGAGGAAGAACUGACCGACAUCGACCAAAACAACCUUCACUGGGAGCCUGACCAGAACUGUGGCGCCACAACUAACGGUACUCACUACCUGUUCCGUACUGACCUGUACGGCUGUGGUACACAGGUGGCCUUCGACCCGACGUCCGUCAUCUUUCUGAACACCAUCAACAUCCGGGGUAGCCAUGAGCCAGAUGACGUCAUCACCCGCAAGGGCGACAUCAGGAUUACUUCUAAGUGCGAGUACGAGCGCCAGCGAUGGGUGUACGCCACAUUCUUACCCAUCCCUGGCGGCCUGAACUUCACUGAGGAGGGUUUCGGACAGCUGAAGAUUCUCUUCACCAUGUUCCCCACCCGGCAGUACCAGACUCCGUACCAGGCCGACGAGUUUCCCGUCCACAGGAACCUGGGAGAACAAAUCUACCUGCAGCUGAAGGUGGAGGGACACGGACAGGAACUUUCCGUCCUGGCGCUGAACUGCAAGGCCACUAUGUCACCGGAACCCAACGACACCCUACAGUAUCAACUCAUCAACGAAGGCUGUGCUUCUGACCAGACCGUGGAUAUCUACAGUAUCGAGGACCCCGCCGUCGAACAGUUCAGUUUUGAGGCGUUCCGGUUCAUCCAGGAGGUGAAGAUGGUGUACGUGCACUGUGAGGUGAUGGUCUGUGACGCCGCCGAUCCUGGCUCACGAUGUGCUCAGGGUUGUGUCACGAGACGCAAAAGGGCCUCAGACGAGAAGGUGGACAUGAUCGGACGUCACAUGAUCUACCUGGGACCAAUCAUUUUGGAUGAAGAGGAAUCAGGUAUUUCUCCCAGCAGUGCUUCCCGUGCCAUGCUGGCGGCAGGAGGCGGGCUGAUGGCGGCCUCUGUGGUCGUCACGGGAUCCGUCAUCCUGGCGAAGCGGCUCGGCUUCACGUGCGGCCGGCUGGGCUACCAGGGGCUGUCCGGAUGA